AUGGCAACAGCUCCUCCUACUGCAACAAAAACGUUCUAUCAUGAUGAUUUUAAUUAUGGCGUUAACGUAGCACAAGCCGAAAAAAGUAUUCGACUCGCUUUCCUGCGCAAAGUUUAUGGCAUCGUUUGUACUCAGUUACUAUUAACCACUGCUACGUGUGCAUUAUUCAUGUUCGUGCCAACCCUUAAAGCCUUCAUUCAAACCAGCCACGCAAUAGUGUUUAUUUGCAUGGCUUUAACCAUUGUCACUUUGGUUGCCUUGAUGAUGAAACAAAGAGAGGCCCCAACAAAUAUGUACUUACUGAUGGCAUUUGUAAGUUUAGUAUAUUCUUUUACCAUAUAUGACUCCGUUAUAGUCUUAGAAGCAUUCUUCUUAACACUUGCCAUCACUACAGCCCUAACGGCAUUUACUUUUCAAUCGAAAUAUGACUUUAGUGCCUGGGGAGCAGGAUUGAUAUCAAUUCUCUGGAUGUUAAUCGUAGCUGGAUUUUUACAGCUAUUUUUUAAGAGUGAGGCCGCUGAUAUGGUUCUGGCCAUUGGUGGGGCCUUGCUAUUUUGUGCAUUUAUUAUAUUUGAUACUCAGUUGAUCCUAAAGAGGUUGUCUCCAGAAGAUUACAUUAUCGCAGCGAUUAAUUUAUACCUCGACAUUAUUAAUCUGUUCAUCGAGUUGUUGCGAAUACUAAAUCACCUAAGCAAUCGUGGAUAA
Messenger RNA from Trichoplax adhaerens, 705 nucleotides. RefSeq lists its product as uncharacterized. The transcript is spliced from 6 exons. Lineage: Eukaryota; Metazoa; Placozoa; Uniplacotomia; Trichoplacea; Trichoplacidae. The record is from RefSeq and is a predicted model, not a curated record. The coding region runs from base 1 to 705 and encodes 234 amino acids. Gene Ontology annotation, cellular component: membrane. Gene Ontology annotation, biological process: negative regulation of apoptotic process.